This is a messenger RNA of Brassica rapa (field mustard), 5418 nucleotides long. RefSeq lists its product as uncharacterized. NCBI's taxonomy places the organism in Eukaryota, Viridiplantae, Streptophyta, Magnoliopsida, Brassicales, Brassicaceae. The record is from RefSeq and is a predicted model, not a curated record.
CGAAACAAUUACUGUAUAUGAAUAUUGUUUAGGGCAUCAUGAUUUUAUACGAUAAUUUUAGUUGUACGUAACUUUUUUAGUUUUUACAAAAGUUUAUAAGACAAAUUUUUAUUUGAGCUUAUGGCAUUAUGAAAAUUUUAAAAUGUCAGACAGGCACAAUGUUUUAAAUAGUUUGAAAGAGUAGAUGAACUAUAUAUGUAACACUUAAAAUUUGGAAGUCAACGCUAAUGUUUCAUCUGGAGUUCUAGAGUUUAAAUUUUAUAUACAUUUUUAUCUACUUGAUGGUUACAUUAUAAUUUAAAAUUUCAGGAACAUGGACGACUUAUUUCCCCGGGUAUUAUGCGAUGGGAUUCGGUAGAGAAAAGAUCAAAGGUCACUACAAAGUAGUGAGGAUAUCCGGUGAUCCUAACUAUAGCGACACUCUUGAUGUCAGCACUUUGGAAACCACGUCGUUACAAGGUUGAUGUGACGUAAAUCAGCUUGUGUCAAAGGAACAAUCUACUGGUUACGAAUUAAGAGUCAUGGUGUCAAGGAUUCAGUAUACUCGAUACUAGCCUUGGAUCUCCACACGGAAAAGUUCCAUUACGUUAAACAUCCGCAUCUUCCCAAAGGCAUCGUGCUUGAAGCACAGAUUGUCAACGUUGGUGAUCGUCUAGUCAUAGCCAUGUCCGAAAGGGAUUAAUCUUUUGGUGGAUUGGAGCUAGGGAUAUGGACUAUGGAUGCUUCUCAAGAAGAAACAUGGAGCAAUACUCACUCCAUAAGUUUAGGUAUCAAGCCAUACGUGGAGUCUAGGUCAUUUACGCCCUUGAGUGUAUCUAACCAAGGGAAUGUUGUCUUCUAUGACGACAAAAAGAGGUUGUUUAAAUAUUAUCAAGACACAGACCAACUCCGUCCCUUCUCUUCAGACAUUUGUGCUAUAUGUCCUUACCUCGAGAGUUUGGUCCCACUUAAGCUUCAACAAGUCGAGUUCAGCACUAGAGUCACAUGCAUCCGCAUCCGCAGACCAAAGGUAUUUUGAAAAAAAAACUUAUAUUUUGAAACAAGAAAAUAUCUUUAAAGCAACUUAUAUAUUAUGAAAAUAUGUUUUAGAGCUUGUCAAGUGCAUCUCUUAGUUAUUUAAAAUAUUUUAUUCGUCUUAUUCGUAGGAUGAGAUUCAAUCAAGAAGAGCUGGCGAGUUUCUCCGUAAGGGAAUAUGUGAGAGAAUCUUUCAUAUGUUUUUAAGUACAUCAUGAACAUUUACGUAUGGCUUUUGAUCAUGCGGUUUGUUAUUUGUAUGUAACAUAACAGAUGUAGGCGCUUCAUUAUGGAAGAACAAGUGGAUUGCUAUGUAUUUGAUCAUGUGUUGCUUCGGCACUCGUGGUGCUGUGUUUCGUGCAGCUAUGCUACUACUUGUCUGUUUGAUAUCUCGUUCUGGUUAUUUACUAUACAUCAUCGUGGUAUGUUCUCAUCUAUUGAUUGUUGAAACUAUAUAUAAAGAGCAUUUGAUGAGUAUUUGGGAUCAUUUAUCUAUGUUUGUUUGAACAUUUACAGUUUAUAGUUCUGUUGAGGAUCUAUGCUAUCAUUAUAUGUGGGGUAACUUCUUUUCUCUCAACAAUCUUGUGAGUUCUUUAAUUUCAUUGUCCUCUGCUUUGUAACUUUGAUACUCCAUAUCAUAUGGUAUCUCCUUCUUUUGCAGGUUAUAAUGUGUUCUCUUCUCAUAUUGAACAGAAGCGAAGCAUUACUAUAUGUUAUUCGGUGCCUUUCUAAGUUGAUAGAGUUCGAUUUUGCUUAAAAGCUAACAGUGUUUGUUGGAAGCUUACAUUUCAUUUUGUUAACUUUCUCUUGUUUAUUAUUUAUAGAUCUUACUUUCUGUGAAAUAUUUGUGUUCUCAUCACAAUAACAAUUCGUUUCCUAUCCAUGGACGUUCUCUCUUUAAAAAUAAAAUAAAGAACCUUCUUGACGAAACAUCAGUUCUUUAUGCUUCAGUUUAUUAAAUCUCUAUUAAAAAAUUCAUAACGAAGCAAAUAACAUACAAGUAAGUCACCAUCAUCGUAUUAUACAACAAACCUACAUUAAUCAUGGAUAAAAAAAAGAUGGUGGAGCUGGGUGACAAUUUCUCCUCAAAAUUAUUCCAAACCCAAAAAUAUAUAAACAUUUAAUAAUUUUCUUGUCGUCAACAAUUAGGUAAAGUUUAAUCAUCAACCAGUACAAUCAUUUAUAUAUCUUUAUGAUUGAUUUAUUAAUCAAUUUUUCAUUUGUUACUAUUUGACAAAGUACACAUGUAGGCUCAUGAUAUGAUACAUGAUGUCACAUAACUAUAGUAAAUUCUAUAUUAGGUACAACAUAGUCAACAACCACUAUCGAAUGCAAUUUCAUAUUGGUUCAACCGCAAUCUCACCCAACUCUACGUCUAGUACAUAUAUAUACAUGCUAACAUAUAGUACUAGGACACAACUUAAAACACACUAAGUCGAUUUUUACUUUACAUAUAAUUAUGUCGGAACAAACGUACAUGUACGCCUACGUAACGCUGCCUCAUCAUGACCAGAGCGAAUGGUACUCACAGAAAUGUUACAGGGACGGAAGACGGGUGGUGUUGGCAAGCUAUGACUUGAAGGGACCAGGGAGAUUCAGUUUCAAAGAGAAGCUUAGGAAGUCGGCUAAAGGAAUGAACGAGGCGGCUGAGCAGUGGGUUUCAGAAGUACGGAGAGGUACGACCAAAAGACGUUUUGCGAUCAGAGUUUUAAGGACAAAACUUGGCUUCUAUUCUUUCUUCCUUCGUAGUGUCGGAUGUAUUACGUCUUGUUUAGGCCAUAGAGAUGUUUUCGUGAAGUAAUUAAACAAACCCUAAAGCAUUUAUCUACACAGGUAAGUAUUUAAUUUCAUAUAUAUACACAGUGUGUGUUUUCAAAGGAGAGUUUCGUGUGUAUACUUCAGUAUUUAACUUGGAAACUUUGUGAGUGAUUUACGGUUUGGAUGGUCUUGCAACUUAUUGUAUGUAUGUAUAUAUGUAAUCAAAACCAUUUAUGGAGUUGAGAAUUAUAGCUAACAUUUUUAGAACAAUUAUAGCUAAAUUUUUGUGCUACACUGAUUUUACUAGUUAAUUGUGUCCAAUAGAAUUAAACAUUUUUAGAACUAUUAUAGCUAAAUUUUUUGUACUACACUGAUUUCUGUUAUCAACAAAAGUCAAACAAGAAUGAUAAAUUUAGUCUCAGUGCAGUCGACAUCACUACGUCCACUUUUAUACAAUGUUAAUUUUGCCUCAAAACAAAAUUGAUUCACACCUAAGUUCACGGCGUCAGUCAUAUCUCUUCUUCUGUUGUUUUCAAUAACCUGCGAAAGUCUAUCUCUUCCGAUCACGUCGAAAGUCUAACCACACAAUGAUUUUGUAACGAUGUACUUCAAUUACUAAUCCGUUACUAAUAAUUAUAUGUUUCUUUAAUUCUCAUUUUCACACUAAUUUUCCAAAUAUUACCAUAGAUUAUGCAAAUGAUUUCAUUGAACAUAAAUAUACAACUUCUCUCAACUCACACGCAAAAAAUAAAAUUACUUAAGUAGAAAGUGUAGAUAAAUAAAUUUUCAAAAAAUGUUCACCAUAUUUGUAUCCAGACAAAGAAUAAAAUGAAAACAAAAUCAAACAAAAUUACCAAUGAAAUCUAACAAGAACAAUUGUGUGUUUACGCAUAACAAACCAUAUGAUCAUCUAAAAUAAUGAAAUCAACCAAUUGGAAGCAGAAGGUUUAAGAAAUUGCAGAAAACAACUUGGAAAUACAUGUGAUACAUCUUUUACAAAAUAAAAUAAAAUACAUGUGAUACAUGAAAUGAUAGGAAAUCACGAGAGCGAAUUAUGAAGUAGCUGGAUAAUAGGUGACAGGUGAUGAUGAUCACUUUGGGAGGAUAAUAGGAAAAGAGAACAAAAUAUUGGUGCAACAGAAUACGAUAAAGGAAAAAUAGAAAAUGGGUUCAAACUAAAAAGGGUCCAAACAAACAAUUGUAAUACACCACAAAUAUGAUUUAACUUUAUCCAAAGAGGAAAAAAACUCAUUGUACACCAUUAGAAUAUAAAACAAAUGUUUUUCAAAAUAAAAGAUAUCAAACUAAAAGAAGGGCAAAAUGAUUGAAAAAGAGAUAGGUAAUAUAUUGAGCACACACAUACAAAUCAAAAGAAUCGUACAAAAACUGAUAACACCGAAUUAAAAUGCCAAUGAAAACCAAAAAUCAACUAAACCCAAAAAACUACAAACAAAGCCUGCGGGGUAAUAAUGAGAAGGAACCUCCGUAAUCAGUUACAUAAUAAGCAACCAUAGAGGUAGGGAUGAGCAAGAUAAUGGAACAUGUACCAUAAGGUUACAACUAAGCAGCCGAACAAAAGUACAGUAUAGUGUAGAGUCUAGAAACUAAAUCAGUAACAGCCAGAUAUACAUCUAAAUAUGUUUUGGAGUUUACAAAACAUUAUGAUUAAACACACACAAGAUAAUUGGUUUUAAAUGGGCACAUCCUCUCUUUUUCCCAUUACAAAGGGGAAUCACCUCAAUUCCCAUAGAUUAUAAAACAAAAAAAAAAUGGAGAAGUGGAGAACGCCUCUUACAAACGAGGAAGACCAACAACAAGAGCACACAGAAAAGCACAAGAAAAAAAGCGAACAAGUUCUCUUAUUGAGAAAAUAUAACAAUAACAUAACGAAACGAGAACCAAUACCAACAGACUACCUCCGGUUAAUUUUGAUGUGUCUACUUGUUUUUUUUUCAUCCACCACUUGUGUGUCGUCGUCCUUAAUCCCUCGAUAGUGAAUGAACUCAUCAAAAUGUAACCAACUAUAAGGACAACUAUAUGCAGUGUUUUUAAAACCGAACCGAUCUGAUGGUUAGACCGGUUCAACCAUGAACUGGUUACAUAAUCGGAUUGGAUCUAAUCAUGAACCGUUCACAUAACCGGAUUAGAUCUCAUAUUUAUUAAAUCGAUAAAAACUAUUAAAACUAUUAAAAAUCUAUAAACUAUCUGUAUAAACAUAAAACUAGUGUAUAUUUAUAUUGUCUUAUGUUUUAAAUUUGUUUUUAAUUUAAUUAUAUAUCAUAUUUAGUAACAUUACUUUUAAAAUUUUAAAAUAAAAGUAUAUUAAACUAGAUUAUUUGAUCCGAUCGAACUAUAUUGAACCAUGACCCAAAAAAUUAUUCGGUUCAGUUUUUGGUACAGUUUUAAAAACGCUAGUUUAGUGCUUCGAUAGGGUAGGAUAAUCGUUUCUAAUGAGCUGCUAAUUGUUCUUUACUUACCUAAGUAUAGUAUCUGGGGCCCAAAUAGUGCUUAUAUUGGGCUGGGUAAACAUCCAAAAGUCCGUAUUUUAUGAUUUUCUUUGAAUGCUAGGGUUUUUGCAUCUUGCCCCUGUCUUAUAUAUAAAAACCUUUCUCUAUCUCCCACUUCUGUCAACUUAAGCUAGUUUUG